Colletotrichum truncatum is the source of this 1482-nucleotide messenger RNA. Its product is annotated as major facilitator superfamily transporter. NCBI's taxonomy places the organism in Eukaryota, Fungi, Ascomycota, Sordariomycetes, Glomerellales, Glomerellaceae. Gene Ontology annotation, cellular component: membrane. Gene Ontology annotation, molecular function: transmembrane transporter activity. Gene Ontology annotation, biological process: transmembrane transport. The record is from RefSeq and is a predicted model, not a curated record.
AUGGCUGCCAAAAACGAAACCGACAGGCCCGAGUCGCCUCAGGACAAGGCCGGUGUCAACCAGAUGGAGCAUGUCUUCACAGCGGACGACCCGGCGCUCAUGAAGCAGCCCGUCAUCGAGAAGGUGGACGAGUUCGGAGCUCACAAGAAAACCGACCCAAAGGAGAUUGCGCUAGUGAAGAAGCUUGACUGGUACAUUCUGCCCAUUCUCUGGGUUAUGUACUUCCUCAACUUCCUGGACCGAAACGCGAUGAUUAACGGAAAGCUCAACAAUCUUGAUAAGCACCUGGGUCUCAAGGGACAACAGUAUAACACCUGUGUCUCCAUUCUUUUCGUCGGUUACCUCUGUGGCCAAGUUCCCUCCAACAUGAUUCUCAACAGAGUCCGCCCUUCUUGGUACAUGGCUGGCUUCAUGAUGGCCUGGUCUGUCGUCAGUUUGUUGACCUACAAGUGCCACGACUUCGCCACGAUGGUGGUGUGCCGUUUCCUCCUUGGAAUCACCGAAGCUCCCUUCUACCCCGGUGCCUUGUACAUGCUCUCCAUGUUUUACACUCGCAAGGAGAUUUCCAGCCGCAUGGCUGUCUUCUACACCGGAAACAUGGCUGCCAGUGCUUUCUCUGGUCUCAUCGCCGCCCCCAUCUUUUCCGAAUUGCACGGCGUGCGAGGUCUUUACGGCUGGCAAUGGCUUUUCAUCAUCCAGGGCGCCGCCUCCAUCCUCGUAGCCUUCUUCGCAUUCUUCCUCCUGCCCGACAGCCCCCUCAAGACUCGUUGGUUGACCGAGGAGGAGCGCCAGCUCGCCCACACCCGAAUCUACAACGACACUACUGACCGUCGGGAGGGAACCUCCGUCUGGACUGGUCUGCGCGAGGCAUGCACGGACUGGCGCACCUGGGUCUUCUGCCUCAUGGACAACCUCCACUUGUCUGCCAACGGCUUCAAGAACUUCCUCCCCAGCGUCGUCAAGACCCUCAAGUUCAACACCACCAUCACCCUCGUCCUCACCUGCCCGCCUUACGUCUUCUCCGCCUUCUUCUCCGUCUUGGUUCCCUGGUCGUCUGGAAAGUACAACGAGCGCACGUGGCAUAUCACCAUCAGCAAGCUCAUCGUCUGUGUUGGUUUUGUCAUGUCUGUCGCCUCCCUCAACAUGGGUGUCCGCUACACUGGUAUCAUGCUCUUCGUUGGUGCCACCUACGGCGUGAACAACCUCAUUCUCGGCUGGACAUCUUCGGUUCUCGGCCAGACCGACGAGAAGAAGGCCGUCGCAAUUGCCAUGGCUAACACCCUUGGAAACGCCGCUAGUAUCUACACCCCUUACCUCUGGCCCAGCUCUGAUGAGCCUCGUUAUCUCACCGCCAUGUGUGCUAGCAUUGGCUUCUCCCUUGGCGUUGUUGCCUGCGCUUGGUUCAUGAAGUUCAUGCUUAUCCGGAUGAACAACAAGAAGAAAAGGGAGGACCCCACCGCUACCAACUUCUACGUUUACUAA